Molecule: messenger RNA, 6262 nt
Organism: Gasterosteus aculeatus aculeatus (three-spined stickleback)
Lineage: Eukaryota; Metazoa; Chordata; Actinopteri; Perciformes; Gasterosteidae
Gene: clmpb
Product: CXADR like membrane protein b
Cellular component (GO): cell surface; cytoplasmic microtubule; membrane
Source: RefSeq, a predicted model, not a curated record
GAGAGAGAGAGAGAGAGAGAGAGAGAGAGAGACUGCCGAGGAGGAGACAGAGGGGACCCGGAGACAACACGUCCCACGCCAGAGCCAGACAGCCGGGGAACUUUGAUUUGACGCCAAGUGGCCCGCGAUGGAGAUGACGACGAGCAGGAAGAUCCGCGCUCCUUGCUCCGCUCCUUAGAUUCCGAUAUGUCGGGCGUGUGCCACACGUAGUGCCCUUGGACUCUUACGCUCUCUGAACAUUUCUUCUUCUUCUUUUUUUUUUUUUUUCUCCUCCUCCGAUCUCGCUCCUCUGCGCGCCGAUCCGAGCGCUUUGUUUCCAGCCGCGUUGCAUGUGGGAUUUCCAGCCGUGAUGUCUGCGAUGUUCCGCUCUUUGUUUCUGGUUCUAUUCAGCCUGCUGUCGGUGGGCGCCCAGACUGAGAUGAAGAAGGUCGUCGGGGACAAUGCCACUUUACCGUGCCACCACCAGUUCCCGUCAUCCGGCUCUCUUGACAUCGAGUGGCUUCUCCAGAAACCAAACUCCAAACAGAAUGUGAUCAUCACCUUCUUUGGGGGUCAGGUGUACACCAAUGUGGCGACCAGCAGCGAGGCCAGCCGCCUGUCCUUUGCCGGCGAGUACCUGGGUGGAGACGCCUCCCUGCUGAUCAGUGACCUGCUGCUGACCGACUCCGGGGAAUACUACUGUAAAGUCAAGACUGGAGGAAAGUACCACUGGAGCCAGGUCAACCUCAUCGUGCUGGUGAAACCCUCCAAGCCGAGGUGCUGGCUGGACGGCAAACUCCAGGAGGGCAGCGACGUCAAGCUGAGCUGCAAGUCCAGCGACGGUUCUGACCCCAUCAACUACAAGUGGGAGCGAGUAUUGGACAAAGGCAAGAGUCUGGGCAAGCUGCCAAACCUGGCACUGAUAGAUCUCAAGAACCCGGAGCUUGUGACUCUGAGGAAUCUCACCAUGGAGAGCACCGGAGUCUACAGGUGCACGGCGAGCAACGACGUGGGGGAGGAGAACUGCACCAUCGAGGUCCCCAUGCAACAUGUGAGGGAUGUGGCCAAGUUCGCGGGUGCAGCGGUGGGAAUAUCCCUUGGCGUCCUCAUUGUCAUAUUAAUCAUCUGGCUCGUCUUCCGCAAGAAAGAAAAAAAGAAGUACGAGGAGGAGGAGACUCCAAAUGAGAUCAGGGAGGAUGCGGAGGCUCCCAAGGCCAAGCUGGUGAAGCCCAACUCCCUCUCCUCGUCCCGCUCCGGCAGCUCACGCUCCGGUGCCUCCUCCACCCAGUCCAUGGUGCACAACAGUGCCCAGCGUGGUCACCGCCCCCGCCCGCCUGCUGUAGCAGCCCUGAAGGAGAAUGGACAGCCUCCAGGCUUCCCCCAGUCCCCUCCGGCCUACACUACAGUGGUGCCCAAGACCCCCGAGCCCCCCGCCACUCCCAAAUACAACUCCAGGAACACGUCCGGGCCCACACCGCCGACCCUCAUGGUCCCCGCCCAGACCAAGGCCUUUCAGACUGUGUAGGACUGAAAAGGCAACCGCUUCCUGCAGCCAUGUGAGACUCCCAUCCCAAGCCCAAGCCCCCUAGCCCGCCCCCCCUCCCCCCAAAGACUAAGACUCUACCAUUAACAAAGAAAUGCAACUAGUUAAGAGGAUGUAAUUAAAAGAAUCAAUACUAUAAGUCCAAAAGUACGUUAAAUGAAUGCAUACUUAAAAAGGGAAAAUAAGACAUGCUUGCCCCCUUCUGAAUUACGUAAAACAACAAAAUAAAAAACACGGCCUGAGAUGCAAACGCUGUGUUUGUGUCUCAUCGCUGAAGGCAGAGCUUUUUUUUUCUUCUGAGUUCCGUGUUUUGGCUUCGGAAGGGAAGCGGCGUGUGCAGCGAGGUGGAAGGAGGAGCCCCCUGCGGUCUUUAUAUAUUAAAUCAAAGGGUUAGGCAUGCAGCUGAGAAAAGGAGGAGAAUAAAAUAACCGACACGGUGACAGGAAGUAGAUCCAAACUCAAAGACUGUUGAGCUUUUGGUUGUCGACCAGAACACGACGGAUACCGAAGAGGGCGGGAAAGGGGGAGGAAAGAGAGCGCGAGUGCGUCAGACAGCUGCUGACUUCUUCUUCUUCUUCUUCUUCUUCUCUCUCCCCCUCUCUCUCUCUCUCCUGGAGGAGGGGAAGGGGACGUGGGGGGUGAUUCUCUGAUUCAUGUCACCCUCCACCUCCGACUCGCCGCCUCCGGCAUCUGCUCCGAAAACCCCACGAACCCCUUUUCGCCUCCCACGGGCCGGGCCGACGGCGCCCCCCCCCCCCCUAACCGCGUGGAACGUGAGACGGUGUGUGCGGCGUGUGCAUCAUCUGCCUCGGUGCUCUCUGUCCUCCGUGCUCUCAUAACCGCGGGGCGGUCCGGAGACCGACUCGGCCGGCCCCCCAAAACGGCUCGUCUGCUUUACCAAUCAGCUGCGGGCAAACUUCAGGUACACGGAUGUAGCGUUGACAGUGGAGCCAAUCAGUGGAAGAGACACUCCCCUCCCACAUCCUGUCUCCAUCUAUGGACACCUUUUCUGGAACUGAGUACCUUUCAUGAGUAUUAAAUAGUAUGUAUUAGGCCUAUAGCGUGUCAAUACUUUAAAUAUAGGGGAUAAGCAUCUAUUAGACCAGCUGGACUUGUUUUCUUCUUUUUGUUUGUGUUUUUUUUUCUCUCUGAACAAGUUAUAAAGGGUGACAGACAGCUAUAUGUCCAUUCAUCCAUAUUAAGAAGUGCCACCAAUCCUUAGGAUGGGUCAUUAAUGUUGCUUUUUCUUUUCUUUUCUUUUUUUACUCUUUUGUUUACCUGCUUCAUUUGUGAACUGAAACCAAAAUCAAUCACCAUGAAUGUGUGAUGUACAAAGAUGGUGGAUCCCACUCUCUUCAGCUCCCUAUAGGUACUCAAUCAAUAUCCGUGCGACGGCACAAAGAAUUGACCUCCGCGCUCAAUUUUACAAUUACUCUGUCUGAAUGAAGGGAGCGAGGAGUAUGAUUCCAGAUACUUCAGUUGUACAGGGAGCGUAUGGUCUCAUUGUCAGUGCUCUGCCCGGAUCCAUCACAAUGGAAUGGCACUCGAUUGCUGUCUCGCCGGGUCAUCGGUACCUGCUUGCUUAUUGGUCGGCCGGUGCUGCCAAUUCCCCCUUUCGUUGUAUCCUCAGACGGACCCGGCGCGCUUUGAUUGAAAGUUAAAAAAAAAAAAGAAGAAAAGGGGGCAAGUAGCCUGUAUAGUGUGCCUUUGCAAUCCCUCUUCUCCUCUGGUUCCUUUAUUUGUUCCUUAUCUUCAGCGCUGAGGGUCAACAGUAGCAAAAGCUGAGGGGGAACAACUUGACAAAAGUCGCCCUAGAAUUAACAGACGCAGAACCGGGGGGCACCGAGCAGUGGCAGAGACCAAUGGGGAGAAAGCAAUCCCAAUGCCAUGGGACAGUGCACUGUGCAUUCUGUAAUCACUCUUGUUUUAUAUUGUACAUACGCAUAGAAAAACGCACACAGUGUCAUUUAAUUGAAUAAAUACAGCUGUGUGAGGGUGGAUACAGUACGUCCCUUACGAACGAGUCAAAUGGGAAACCCAGAGGUGGAUUUAAACCGUGUGUUUUCUGUACACACGCUGUGCAAACAAGUGAAGCCCCCCCAUUCUGAUGUGAUAUGACAGCUGUUUUUUAAAAUAUUUAUGUGGUAAAAAUAUGAGCUAUGUAAUUGUAAAGGAAAGGUUUAGGAAAAUUAAGCUUAAUCAAAUCAAGACCGCUUCCAUAACCUUUCCUCCUCUGCUGGGUCAAAAUGUGGGCAUUGACCUUGAAUAGUAAAUAUUAGUAGUUAUAGUCAACUAAUAACUCAUAUUUUGGAGAACAUCGUCUGGCACAAAUUAAACAAUUAAAGCUCUGUUACCGUUCCAAAGAAGAGCAAAUUGUCAGUACGUCUAUCACUUAUGAUAUUAAAUAUUCUAGCUCGCAAUGAUAUUUUCCCGGCUUGGUAGGGGGCUUUGUUCUUGUUUCACUUUCGAAACCAAGUUUCCACACGGAAGUAAAGACAAAGCAUAAAAAAAAAAAUCAUGUGGUUUGACUUUCACUUUGGGGGGUUUCACGUGCGACUAACUGUAAGGGAAGAAGAGAGAAAAUGCCUUUUUAUAUUCAACCAGAGACAACGGUUCAUAUAUGAGCAGGGAGGCUGCUGUGUGCGUCCGUGUGUGUGUGUGUGUGUGUGUGUGUGCGUGCUCGGGUGCAUGCAUGCAUGUUUGUGUGCGAGUGCGUCUGUGUGGGUGUGUGCAUGUAAAUUCCGUAUAAGCCCUUUGGCCACACCCACACAUCCUCAUGUUAGCCAUUCAAUGAGUGAGAUGGAUCCAGUCAGGCAAAGUAACCUCGAUCCAAAUUGAUGUGACUGCGGACUGACAGUGUUUAUUUUAGUAUUCACUGACUUCUGCGCCCGUUGAACUCGGCUUCACGGGCAGCAGUCAUGUUUUCGCUGGCGGGGUUGGUGUCUCGAGACAAAGCAUGUCCAUAAUUCAUAAUAUUGUCAGCUCUGGAGGGUGGAGGCCACUUGUACGCUCUCUCCUUGCUCUCGCCGUCUCUUAACAUAGAAUGCACUUGGCCCUGGGUGUACUGAUGGCAUCUCAAGGCACGCACACACACACAACACAGGUCAGGGUUGUAUAUACACACACAUAAACAGGUACACGUGGCACACUCGGGUCCGCACGGAAACACAGGCGUGUGCUUCGUGCACAUUCACAGUUUGCACAUGCACGCAUGCGCUCACAAAUGGACACACACACACACACAGUUUGCACAAACAAAAGCCCAAACGGCAGCCCUUGUUAUUUCUGCUCCUUCAGGAUCGAUUUGAUGGAUUGAAUGUCUGGAGGUAUUACGACUGACUGAUGGAAGCGGGAUGCUGAAUGCGGCACAGAAAGGGACAUCUUUCUACAUCACCCGGGGGACGUGUGCGCCCACACAUAAACACACAUAAACACACACACAUAUGUGCAUGCAGAACACUCAUGCACUCGGGAAUACAAACUCUGCUAUGCAUCUUAACUAUCUGCAGAGCAUAUGCUUAAGGACCUUUUCUUGUCCGGGAGUAGUACUGGGAAUCAGGAGAGGUGUGACGGGAUCGGUCGGGGUUCUGGGCUGUUGGCUCUUUGCGAUUUUAAUUCCACUCCAGCACCAGUGAAAGCGGCGGCUGGAGGCAGAGGACGGGAUGCGAGUCUUCCAGCGGUUAAAUUCCUCCGCGCUUUUUUGAUUUGCUCUGCAGCCACGGCUCAAGUCUCAGGUGGCAGAUUCCCCAGUUUAUGAGCCCUCGCGUGUGCUCAUCCCUCCUCGCGUGUGCAUCUGGACUGACUUUGCGCUCUUGCCAAUAAACUCGUGUUAAGGAGCUUUUGUCAGUCGAGCAGAGAGUGGAGGGGAGAAGUCAGCAGCACAUCCAAUAUCAUUCUUUAAAGCAGUAACCAUCAGCACUAUAUAUUGUCUUAUCAACACUCGGGAGGUGGAGGAAACAUGGAAUCAUGGAAUGGAAAUCCUACGUUAUAUGAUAGGAGUGUGAAUCUCAUGUAGCCACUAUGUUUUAUGUCCUAUUAAGCGGUUUUAUUUCCAAUUUAAGGUAUUGAGCAGAGCAAGGUGAUGCUCAGACUUUGUGGUUUGGCCUUUUCUGUGAGUACAGGGGAAUGUGAUGUAUUGAUACUUUCGGGAGAGGAAAUGGAGGAGCUGUAGUCAACCUUCGAGAAGGAAAGCAAAGGUACCUGCAUGUCAUAGGAGAUCGAGCAGACGAAUGGGAAUGCUUUGCUUUGAUGUAACAUAACUGUAUCCGGCUAAUAAUAGGAAAAGAAAAAAAGAAGAAAAAAAAUGGAAAAAAGAAAAAUCUACAAUUGUAAAUAUAUUCACAGAAAAUUUUAUGAAGCUUUAUUUUUGUCUUCUUCAUUUUGAAUUCAUCAUCCAUGUACUUUGCACUUUCUUUGUGAGCUCAUCACGGGCCUGUGUGGGAUCUGUGUGGUUGGCGGGUUCUUCCGACUACGUUGAUUGGAUGUCGGGUGGUGGGGGGGGGGGGGACGCGCUCGGCGCGGCGUCACAAAAGGGAAACGUAAGACACUUUUGUUUUCCUUACUCUCAUCCGUUUUUCUGCCGUGGCUUCUCUUUGGUUUUAUAAAACAGUACAGAUUUCUUUGUUGGUUCGUUUGAUGAAAACAAUCCAUGUAAAUAUCACAAGUAAAAAAAUGUAUAUUUUUACGACUUCUGAGUUAUUACUCUUUCAUUUGCAAAUAAAAUAUCCAAUGACAACUUAA